This is a messenger RNA of Physella acuta, 3214 nucleotides long. Its product is annotated as myophilin-like. Gene Ontology annotation, molecular function: actin filament binding. Gene Ontology annotation, biological process: actin filament organization. NCBI's taxonomy places the organism in Eukaryota, Metazoa, Mollusca, Gastropoda, Physidae. Gene Ontology annotation, cellular component: actin cytoskeleton. The record is from RefSeq and is a predicted model, not a curated record.
CGCAUUCGGCACGAACUUUGGCGAGGGUUUACUGGUGGCGGGUUUUUGGGCAAAACAAUAAACGGAGACGUAUUUGGUUAUCGUCUGCUGCUGUGGACAGCUGUUUUGGCGGCGUGUAGGAGAGUCCGUGUGUUAGUGUUGGAAUUUAAAUCUUAUCGUGUACGUUGUGUGGAUUUUUUUUCUCAAACGCUGCUUCUUGUUUUGGAGAUUACUUUCUAUCGUGUUUAAUAAAGGACGAGGGAAAACUAGACGAGGCGAAAAAAAAAAAUAUUUGCCGUUGAUAAAACAAGAGUCGGCUAUAGUGGGAGACAUACCUGUCACCUGUAGAGGACAGACGUAAGCCUGCUGUAACAUCCGACAGUUGGUCAUGGCUACAAGGCCUAGGGGAUACGGACUUACAGGGGAGAUAAGCAGAAAGAUAGCCAGCAAGUAUGAUGUAGGGCUGGAACAGGAGGCCAGACUGUGGAUGGAGGCAGUGUUAGGGGAACCUCUUGCACCAGAUGAAGACAGCAGUGUACCAUUAGGGAUGGACAAGUUCCAGGCCGUGUUGAAGGAUGGUGUCACUUUAUGCAAACUAAUCAACAAGAUCAAACCAGGGUCAAUGACCAAAAAAGUAAACACGUCCAAGAAAAUGCCUUUCCUACAGAUGGAGAAUGUCAGCAACUUCCUUGAAGCGUGUGAAAAAUUAGGCGUGUCCAAAACUGACCUGUUUCAAACUGUAGAUCUGUAUGAUAAAAUGAAUAUGGUCCAAGUAGUCAAUUGUAUCUUUGCUCUGGGUAGAAAGGCACAAAAAGUGGGUUAUGACGGCCCAGCAUUAGGAGCCAAAGAGGCAGAACAGAACCCCCGUAACUUCAGCCCCGAGACACUGAACGCUGGUCAGUCUGUCAUUGGGCUUCAGAUGGGCUCAAACAAAGGGGCUUCACAGGCAGGCAUGAGCUUUGGCAGGUCCAGGAGUAUAAACGAGCAUGGGAUAAAUGAUCAACCUGAAAAUAAUGUUGAUUAGAAUCUUAAAUAAUUUUAAUAUCAGAUUAGUGAAAAAUAGAGAACAUGUUGUAAUAAGUAUUAAUUUUUUUAAAUGUAGAGCUAAUAAUAAACAGUUUAAGAAACUGAUGUUAUUUAUCAAAAGAAGUGCAACAAAUUUCUAGUGCAUAAAUUAAUAUCUAAACUUAGUUAAACAUAUUUUUUAGAAAAUUAUUUAAAAGCAUUUAUUACAAGUAACAUUUGUUAUUAAUUUUCUAUAAACUAGGACUUUUUUUUUAAAGAAUUAAACCCACAAAGUACAUUUUUAAUAAUAAUAAUAAAAGUAGCCAUUUUAUUUCUAGAGAAUAAUCAUAGUUUAAUUACUAUAAGUAAUUAAUCAUUACCAUCACAAUACAUCUUUGUGUAUAUUACCUUUGUUUGCGACCCAUCUAAAUAAAUAUUAAAGCCUCUACCAGUUUGAAUUAGAACAUACACAAAUCUCUUCCUAGUUUUUAUUUUACCCAGCAUGGCAACAUACUUUUGGGCAGCUUAUUAAACACGCAGAAUAUCAUUGCUUUACCUGCUAAUUUUUUUUCUUUUCUUCUUGUAUAUCAUUGAAUGCCUAUUUUAUUAUAUUUCUAUUAAUAACCUGUAUAGGAAAUUUUAAAAAAUAACAAGAAUUUGUAUGAAAUAAGACUACAUUUUUUUUAUUCACAGAUAUUCACAUUUCUCAUACCCCCAGCAUUAUUUGUUAAUCACACAUUUGUUUAUUGAAAUGUUAUUUUUAUUUAUUCUUGAGAUGACACAUUAUUUUUUGCUUCAUUGUAUGACAACAUUUACAGCCAAUUAGCAUCUUGCUGCCCGCACAGUGUUGGAUAUGGGAGACGAGAGGUUCUGUUUAACAGUUUUUUGUGUGAUUGUAAUGUUGUCCGAUGAUUAAUGGAUGGUUAUUGCACUGAUAUGGGACAUGUGACAGAUAACAGAAGACAGUGCUGUUUCAUCCAGAACUUACAUAGUUAUUAGUUUAGUCCAUCAAAUUGAAAGAAAAAACAAGUAUUAUUAAAAACUUUAUGAAAUGUACAGAAAAUAUGAAGAAUUUGCAAGUCAAAUUUAUUUGGUGUAUUUAUUUCCUAAGGUGUAUGUUGAUGUUUUAAAACAAGAUUUUCAUUAUUUGACUAAUACAUUUAAACUUUUUUUUUUCAUUUUUUUUUAUUUCAAAUCAAAAACAGAAAUUUAAUGUUCAAAAAUUUAGAUUUUAGUUUUAAAUUAUUUUUUAACUGUCGAGAAUGUCAUUAAAAUAUAUCUUGUAAACUAUUGACCGACUAAAAGGGUAUCUCUGCAUGUAUGUACAUCUUACAUUGUGUGAAAUAUACAGAACUGGGUGACCAAAUAUCUGUUAUAACAUAAUGUACUAGUUCUGUUUCAUUCUUAUUAUAAGUAGCAUAAACAUAGAACAUAUGAAGUGGAAAUUUUGAUGACAGUUUAAUUCACCACCUGGAAGUUUAAAAUGAAAGCAGUUUCAAGCCAUUUCAGACGAGCAUAGAAUCUUUAACCUGGAGUACAUUGCCCUCUCAGCUGUUUGCAUCAUUUGAGGAAAAAGCUGGUUACUGUAUGCUGGUGUACUACUGACUUUUAACAGAAGGAAGCUGUUAGCCACUCAAUAUAGAAAUUAAGUGGGGGCUUUGUUUCAGGGUUAAGGGGCGUAAACAGCCCAGAGAUCAUUGUCUUUACUCCAUCAAAAUGUGAGGCAAGAGUUAUCUCCCUGCAGACUUAGACUACAUGGAGAUGACAAGAAAAUAUAUUACAACUUAAUAACAUUAAAGCCAACGCUACUUAAAAUAAUCUACUCUGUAAUUUCGUUUGUGAGAAGAUUUAACUACUUAUCAGCGUAAUAUAUAUUUCAUGUUUGUUAACAAAUUCUGUAGUUAUUUAGAAAAUGAGAGUCCGUUGUCUUUUCACUAUACAACUUUUUACUAAUUAUUGGGCUUAUAGAUAUUUAUUUUAGAUAAGUAACUUAAAAUUGUUAAUUCACAUUACUUUAAUGCUUGCAGUAUUAGAAAUAUAGCUGCAUUAUAUUUUUUUUUCUUUAGUAGAACUUUAGAACAUUUUUUUUGCUGACAAAUUAUUUGGGUUAUAUUUCAUCAUGGGCUUUUUUAUACUAACCAUUCAAUAAUUUUAGGGAAAUCUUUUAGUUUAGGCUUCACUUCCUUUCUGCAUAGCCCAUGUAAUCACACACCUAAUUUUUGAUGAACUG